Messenger RNA from Paramecium sonneborni, 1667 nucleotides. NCBI's taxonomy places the organism in Eukaryota, Ciliophora, Oligohymenophorea, Peniculida, Parameciidae. The record is from the annotation of a GenBank genome assembly.
UCUAAAGAGAGAUGCAUAAUUAGUAUUAGUAUAUACUUUUAGAAAUAAACCGAUUAAAUUCAAAAUUAGUGAGAAUUGAAGAAUAAUAAGAGUCAAUCAAACCGAAGCAAUGUGUUCCAAUUUAAAAUAAAGAAAAUAAUUACGAUAUUAUAGUAAGAAUGACUACUACUAGUCAUAAUUCCGCAGUAUUGAAAUGAUUUAAGACAGAUACAAUCACUUGAGUAGCCAGUUCGACAAGAUUAAACAGUAGAUAGAUCAAAAAGUCUGUUUAGAAGACUUUGUUAAAUACACAUCAAAAGUAGCAUCAGAAUAUGCAACUUUAUAGAUGUUAGAUUUAAGCAUGUAAUCUAUUGAGACUAGGAUGCUGUUCUAUCCAAAUGAUUAAUAAAUGAAAGGAAGUUUAAUAACAUCAAGAGUUAAAUAAUAACAUAAACAAACUUAAGUUUUUGAAUAUCAACAUUAGAUUGAAUAAUAAUUUGAAGAAAGAUUAAAUCGAUUUAGAGAAUUAAUAAUAUCUUAAGUUAGAUAGUUCUGUGAUUAAAUUCAAGCAUAGGAUAUUAGUAAACCAUUUAGAGAAUAAAUUUCAAAUAAUAUAAAUAAUCUACAUGAGAAGCUGCAUCAAUUAGAAUUGUUUCAACUUGAAAUUCAAAGACAUUUAGAAGCUAGAGAAUUCGAGAAAUUCAUAAAAAAAUAUACAGAAGUAGAAGAAAGAGUCAAAUUAUUAGAAAAUCAUUCUAAAGGUUUAAAUGAAUUAAUUCAGGUUCUAAGCGAAAAGAAAAAAGUUGAUGAAGAAGAAUAAAAAAAGAAAAAAAGGGAAAAUAAAGAAAAAAAAUUUGAGGAUCACUUAAAUUAAUAUUUGACAAUUGAAGAUUUCUAAAAGUAUUAAUAAUAUAUGAAGGAUAAUGUUGUAACUAAGAUUCAAGGUAAAAUAUUAAUUAAUAAAAGGUGCUUAACUUUUAUAAAGAAUUAAUGAAACAGAGGAUAAUAUUAGAAGUUUAUUUAAUAAAGAAAUAUAUGAUAAAUUAUCAUUAGAAAUUGUAGAUAUAGAUGAAAAAUUUGGAUUAAUGUUAGAUUAAUUAAAAAAUAAAAUUAAUCAAAGUUUUCAAAUUCAAAUUUAGAAAUUUAGUUAAUUUGAAAUGUCUAUGGGCUCAUUUAUGAGUAAAUCAGAAGUAAUAUAAAUGUUGGAUAAUCCAUAAGCUAUGAUGAAAGUGAAUUCAGCUGUAUAAGACAUAUAAGAAAAAUUUAAAGAACUUUAUCUAAAAUAAAUAGAUAUUUUAGAAUCUUCUUUUAAAUUUUAAAUAUCUAACAUAUAGGCAGCAAAUAUAACAGAAAAUGAUAAAUUAAACUAAUAUUUCUUACUUUAAAAAAAAUGUGAGUAAAUAAAAAUAGUUUUAUUCGAAUAUUUUGGAUAGAAUAAUUUGUAAAAUUAUACUUAGAAAUAGAAAUAAGAAUUAUUCUAGUAACAAUCUUAAUAAUUGUAAAAUUAAAAUAGAUUAGAAAGUAAAAUCUAGAAUCGUCCUUUAUCAGUUGGUAGUAGGAAUACUAAAUUAAGAAGAUAAUCAAUUACACCAAAAGUGAUUUCUUCAUCUUUUUCAGGAAGUUCAGCAGAACCACUAUUUUUUUAAAAGGUUUUGUAGAAUCCUUUAGUUUAAAAAAUGAAGAAAUGA